This is a messenger RNA of Liolophura sinensis, 1756 nucleotides long. RefSeq names its product protein STPG4-like. The transcript is spliced from 8 exons. The coding region runs from base 1 to 915 and encodes 304 amino acids. Gene Ontology annotation, cellular component: male pronucleus; germinal vesicle; female pronucleus. Gene Ontology annotation, molecular function: chromatin binding; histone binding. Gene Ontology annotation, biological process: epigenetic programing of male pronucleus. The record is from RefSeq and is a predicted model, not a curated record. Lineage: Eukaryota; Metazoa; Mollusca; Polyplacophora; Chitonida; Chitonidae.
AUGCUAGGCUGGGCCAGACUGAAGAACACACGGGCAAGUGGACGGACGAGGUUUAAAAUGGCCCCGACAUCGGCGACUGUGUCAACCACUGUCACCCCUAACAGCGCGUAUAAGGACAAGUCCUUAAGGGAGAGUAACUCCGGGGGCCCGGGUAGGCGGCGACAGGAGAUGGUAAUCGACACAGAGACGUUCCUUAAUCGAGUUAUGCACCAUCCAAAACAGGAAAGGAAACGUUUGAGUGAAAACUACGAGCCCCCUGUAACUGCACGUGAGGGAUGGUGGCGAAAGGAUAUCAAGGAAACCCCGUUACCUGGUAGUUAUGAAACAGACAAUUUUCUGGAGGAGAUAUUUAAAAAGCCCAACACAUAUAGAUUUAAAUCAGACGGCAGAAGACGGGAGCCGGGUUUGAGAAAUAAAGGGAGUUUACUCCUGCCUGGAGCUUAUCAACAUGAAGACCUAGCAAAAAGGUUACAGAAAAACGUAGCUACGUACAACUUCAAAGCAGUAUCACGGGAUGCCAGAGAUUUCAUGAACCUCGGAAGGAAAGAUAAGGAUAUCAACGUUUGUCCCACGUCAUACUCCGUGGAAAAGCAUCUAACCUUAACAACAGACAAACUGCCAUCGAGUCACUGGUACUUCCGUUCACAAGCUAACCGUUUCCCAACAUUACACUUCAAGCCAAAAGACGGCCCGGGCCCCGGUAACUACGAGCCGACCAUGGUAACCAGUAACGUGAUCAUUGAUAAGCUGGGGACGUCGAGUUUUAGGAGCGGGACACCUCGAUUUAAAUCUGCACAUACGAAAGUGCCAGGUCCCGGCACGUACGAGAGGACAUUCCAAGCUCCGAUGCCUUCUACGAUCACCAAGAUGGGCAGACAACAUGGACUCUUCUUCUCUAGUGCCUUUGAGGCUUAGUGCUGUUGUUGAAAAAAUGUUUUGGGGAUGUCGGGGGAAAGGGCACAUAUAGAUUAUAUAUAGUUUCGAGGAAGGAGUCGGCCAGGGUUGUGGGCUUAAGAGCUGACAGUGGAAAUUUACGUAGUGACUUUAAAAAGUUAGAAGGUAAUGUCAGUUGUUUUAUGGUUUUCAGUGUGCCAAACCAAGACAUUCGUAUCUGAUGCCAACAUACUGUUAUGCGUCGACAUCCUGCAUGAACCUUUGAAAUUUCGUGCUUGUUAUUUAUGUUAUUGAUUUACAGCACACUUUGUUAUCAGAGUAUGUAUAUGUAUAAACGCAGUGCAGCAAGGCCGUGCAUGAGACUCCAUGGGAGACUAACGAUUCCUCUAUGCACGUAGAUGCAUGGGCAGAUAUUUCGACCUCUCCAAGCCCUGUAUAUUUUGUACUCCACCAUGCAGUAUUUGAUCUGACCAGUACAUUUCCUUUUUUCAACCGUUUUGGACACAAGAUCAGAAAACCACUCGAAGCAAUAUUAACAUCGAAUUGGUAUUAUGGAUGGUGUCAAAUGAAUUCGUUUAUUUUGAAAAGGAUGGACCAUUAUCACCGUUGAAGUCUCACUUUGGCUUCCACUUAAAUUAUUUCAUGCCAAACCAGUAUUAUUUGCGUGUCACAUAUUUCGUUGGAAGAACGCGUUCUAUGGUAUUGUUUUGUAUAGUAUUACGUUACGCUUAGUAUUACAAUGGAAGCCUUUUGUUGUGCAAUGUGUGUUCUCUGUUGUAACAUAUUACAUGUAGAAAGUCUAUACUUAGAUGUUAUUUUGUUCGCAUUAAUAGUAAAACGCCAAAGUAUUUUGUAGCGCCCC